CUCAUUCCAUCGUCCUCCACCUCGUACUCACCCGUCAUCGCCCGCCGCACGACGCAGGAGCAAUACAAGUACUCUCAGCGACAAUGCCACCAAAAAUGACCAAGCGAUCCAAGAACUCGCGCUUCCCUGUGGCGCGCAUCAAGAAGAUCAUGCAGAUGGAUGAGGAAGUCGGCAAGCUGGCGUCCGCGACGCCCGUCAUGAUCUCUAAAUCCCUCGAGUGCUUUCUGCAGCUCUUGAUAGACGAGACGGCCAAGGAGACGCGCGAGCGCGGCUCGCGCAAAAUGGUCCCCUACCAUCUCAAAGCCAUGAUCGACAAGUCGGACCAGUUCGACUUUUUGCGCGAGCUCGUCGAGAGCAUCCCCGAUCCGCAGGAGCCCAAGACGCCGCGCCGCAAGUCGGGCGCCGAGGGCUCGGCAUCGGCGUCCGGGCCCGCGUCGGCGCGGAAACCGCGCGGCGCGCGCGCAAAGAAGGAAGAGGUGCCGCCGCCGGGCACGCUGCCCGCCAUCGGGACGUGGAAGCGCGAGGCCGAGGGCGGCGGCGGGUCGGGCGAGGGCGGCCGCGGCAUCUUUGAUGACUACGAAGACGAUAACUAUGACGAUUAUUAGCUUGCUCUUGUCGUCCUGGACAGCGUUGCGUGGGAGACCCCUGUAACAUUAUCCACCAUGUACCAUGUAUCAUGACACCGCACAGAGCAGGGCCGGGGCGGGCCACUUCGGCUGAUAUCCAUCGUUGCCAACUCUCUGUCUCUAGCAACGUGCUCGCC
Molecule: messenger RNA, 763 nt
Organism: Cutaneotrichosporon oleaginosum
Lineage: Eukaryota; Fungi; Basidiomycota; Tremellomycetes; Trichosporonales; Trichosporonaceae
Source: RefSeq, a predicted model, not a curated record